AUAGAAAACGAAAAACCUAGAUGUAUGUGACAGGUUCAUUGGUAUUAUGAAUCGUGAUUCUAGAUGGAUGUUCUUAAUCUUGGCUGCACGGAGCUAGAAUAAGAUUUGUCAUUUCCUUACAAAAGUGCUGGAUUUAUCGGUGAUCUCUAUACUGACAUGUUCAGGUGAGUUUCGAAGAGACUCCCACAGGUAGGUGGUUCCCAGAGCUGAGCCAGCUGCCGAGCAGUGUGACCUAGCUACCUGGACAUGAGGGUGGUGGGGGACCAGAGACUGACUGCCCUCGGGUGCCAGGCCGGCCAGCUCAUGUGUGCCGUCACCAACAUCAUCUCCUGUGAGGUUGUUCAAGUGUGGUGGUCAAGUGCAGUGGAUGGACCAAUAUCCUCAGUCAGAAUAUUACACCAUUCAUCGAAGUCAACAGAGGCUGGCAACUAUCAUCUAGUGGUUGGAUCAGCUCUGGAACUGGGAGUAGUCUUCCUGAAUGUGAUGGAGGAAGGGUUUGGGAGGUCAGUGGUACUGCCUGACUCCCACAAACAUGACAGUGUGCUGUGUGUGGAGUUGGCAGAUGUCGACUGGGACGGCCAGCAGGAGAUCAUACUAGGCACUUUUGGGAAGGAUAUUCUGGUGUACAAGCUGUCAAUGAAAGAAGGAGAUGUGAUGGUGGCAGAUUUGGUGUGGCAGCACAGUCUGGCUCACAGGAUCCACUGUAUGUGGUAUGGAGACCUGACUCACGACGGACUCUCUGAACUGGCCGUGGUCUCCACUGGAGGCAUCCACAUCCUUCAGCACAACAUGGAGCAGGCCAGAAGAUUGGUGAUAGAGAGACUGGUGCAUUCUCUGGAUCAAGAAGAGGGUGACAGACUUGAACCAAACGAUGAUAAUACCUGUUCAUAGUGUUUG
Molecule: messenger RNA, 897 nt
Organism: Geodia barretti
Lineage: Eukaryota; Metazoa; Porifera; Demospongiae; Tetractinellida; Geodiidae
Source: the annotation of a GenBank genome assembly